UAUUCAAAAUUAACCCGGUUUUGUUUUCAGACCGCUUGCUUUACAAAAAGCACGAACCGUAUGCCCUUUUCUCUCAUCGACUCAUUGUUUCGUCCAAUCUUCCCCAAAAUCGAUCUCUGUUUUUCAUAGAAGUUUUUGCUUUAAUCUUCAAAUCGACGAAUAUUUUCUUUCAAUUCGCAUAAUUCUCUAUCUGUAGGUAUCUCUUUUAACCCCAGUCGUUGAUUUUACACAAUCCUAGGGUUAGGGUUUCGAUCUCCUCAAUUGAGACCCUUAAUCUCUCGAUCUCUCGUGUUUUUAAAUUCUAUUAUCGAUCUAUGUUAAUAUUUCUCCCUCAUCCGAUUCUAAUUUUGUAGAUAAGUCUCGAUCUGAUUCCGUUCUAGGUUUCGAAUUUUUCGGUUCGUUAGGGUGUUUCAAAUCUGUAAAUUUCGAGAGGGGUUUGGUUCCUUUGAUCGAUUCGAAACUGGUUCGUGUUUUUUUGUGUCGUUAAUUUGUCUUUUUGACCGUAAAUUGGGACUCUAGGGUUAGGUUUCUGUAGAAAAAAUUAGGGUUUCUAUAAAAUAGGGUUUCUUUGUAUUUUUAUAUGUCAAUUGGGGAAACGUAAAUUCACGUCAAAUUAAGCUUCUCUAGGGUAUUAUUCCGUCUGAUUUCGUCUAAACUAAGCCUUUAAGGGUCUCAAGUCGUCUGAAAUUUGAUCUCGACAUAUCUGUUGAGCUUAAGGUUAAAGACAUGGGAUUUAAGCGGCCUUUUGAUGAUGAAGAAUUCCAGGAGCUACCUUGUAAACAUUCAAGACAGCUUGAUGUUAACAAUAAGCUGACUCAAUAUCAACAAGUUCCUUGUAAUAUAAGUGAAACUGUUUUUUCGGGUGAAUAUGGGGAUGGAUUUUAUCAACAUGGAUGGCAAAGGGAAUCUGAAAGUGAAACUGUUGUUAAUGAAUUCACCAGCAGUUCCAGUGAGGAAGAUGUUGGGUCCAAGUCAACAUCUUAUGCAUCUCUUUCGCUAGAACAUUUUGGAUAUGACUUCCCACGGAGAAUAUUUGUUCCAUUUGAUAAUUCCUAUUCUUCUGUCUUGGACCGCUCCCCCAAAAAACAAGUUCCUCUUGGACCAAAUCAUCAGGCCAGCCUUCCAUCUUGGGACCCCUACACAAACAAGAACAUAUCAGAUUGUAAAGCCACAAUGAAUGACAGUUCCUCAAAUUAUCUGGGAUUAGACAACAAUGUUGACAAUGACUAUGAAGAGAAGCUGAUGGGGACUUGUGUUAUUCCGAUGCCUGACUCAAAUUCGUCUGCACAGAACACUGACAAGGUUGGAGACGGCAGUAUGGACUGCGACUGCCUGGACGAGGGCUCUGUCAGAUGUGUACAACAGCAUAUCAUGGAAGCACGGGAAAAGCUUUUGAAAUCCCUUGGGCAUGAAAAAUUUGUUAAGUUGGGUUUAUGUGACAUGGGAGAGGUGGUGUCCUGGAAAUGGACUGAAGAAGAGGAACAGGCCUUUCAUGAUGCUGUUUAUUCUAAUCCUGCAUCAUUAGGUAGGAAUUUUUGGAAGCACUUGUCAGCAGUGUUCCCUUCCAGAACCAAAAAAGAAAUAGUCAGUUAUUAUUUCAAUGUCUUCAUGCUCCGGAGGCGGGCUACUCAGAAUAGAAGUUACUCUCUGGCUAUCGAUAGCGAUGAUGAUGAGUGGCAUGGAAAUCAUGGGGAUCAGUAUGAUGUUCAAGUUUCAGGAGAAGAUGAAGACUCUGCCAUUGUGUCUCCUGUUGCUGAAGAUGAGCUAGCAGACUCUGAAGAGGAUUGUUCUGAUGAAGAUGAUGAUGAUGGUGAUGACAGUGAUGGAGAUGUCGGAAAUUUUGGUGCUGAUGCAACUGAAGAAGAUUAUGGGUUAGAUUAUCUAUCUCAGUCAUGCAUGGAAAUGUCAUCGAAUGGGGAUGGGGUUGAUUCUGUAGUUCCACAUGUAGAUACAAGUACAGGGAGAGCUGGUGACAGUCUUAGUGUUCAAGAUGACUCGUGUACGUCUUUUGAGUAUGACAUGGUCGAUUCUUGUGGUCCACUUGAUGCUGUACAUGCCUUGCAUUUAAGUGGAGCAAAGACUGACCUUUGUAAAAGUUUGCAUGGUAAACUUGACGAGUGUAAUGAUCUGGUUGGUCAUGUAAAUUUAUUGGAUUCCUGUGAUGCUAAAGUUUGGGAUGGAAGGUAUCCAAGUCCGAUAAAAGGUGUUGAUCUCCUGCCUACAUGCAACAUUAUUGAAGAGAUCUUUGGCCAAGGCACUUGGGAUACGAAGACAAGAUAUGACUAAGGCAUCUGUUAGUGGCUCAUUGAGAAAUUCCCUACUGGUACCUCAGUAGGGCCACAACUUAGUUAACGAGUGUCAUGCAAGAAAACUUCUUUUAUUUAAAAAUAGGAUAUUUUGUCCUCCGAAUUUCUUUGUACAUUCUUUUGUGGAAUGAAAUAUUGAAAUGUACAUGAGCAAAUUGUAGCACUCCCAGUGGAAUCUUUUUUGUCAGUUUUGAGUUGCCCAAACCAGAACUCUUGCUAGGGUCCCAAAAGUGUCACUUAGAAUUACUUUAAUAAAGGAAGAUAAAAUAAUACCCAGUAAUUUGACAUGUAUAAGGCAUUUGAACAACACUUGUCAAGGGUUUUGUACAGGUGGGAUAGGGAAAAAGGAGAUGAUUCCCCUUUUUUCGUGUAUACUGAACUGAAGUAUCAGUGGGAAAGGUUUUGAUGUGUUCUUUCCU
Pistacia vera is the source of this 2725-nucleotide messenger RNA. RefSeq lists its product as uncharacterized. The transcript has 3 exons. The record is from RefSeq and is a predicted model, not a curated record. Bases 727 to 2286 code for a protein of 519 amino acids. Lineage: Eukaryota; Viridiplantae; Streptophyta; Magnoliopsida; Sapindales; Anacardiaceae.